AUUAAACAAAGAAGAGAAGAUAGAACGAAAGCAGGAAACAGAAGAUGGGAGUAACAAAGGAACAAGUUGAAUCUUCCUUAACUUCAAAAUUGAAGCCUUCUCAUCUGGAAGUGACCGAUACAUCUGGAGGGUGCGGUGCAAGUUUUGCAAUUGAGAUUGUUUCGGAACAAUUCCAAGGGAAGAGGCUCCUGGAAAGGCACCGGAUAGUGAAUGCUGCUCUCGAAGAUGAGAUGAAACAAAUCCAUGCCCUAUCCAUAAAGAAAGCUCUGACCCCAGAGCAGUGGAAACAACAGCAAGAUGCAAAAAAAGCUAAACCAAAUGCUUAGAAAGAUACUAAAGUCGUAAUUCAGACAGCUAAAUAAGAGUUCAUGUAGCCCCAUUGAGAACUCGCCCGCUAUACUAAACCAUCACUUUACCUUUAGCCUAAAAUUUGAUGUUUUUUUCCCUUAAAUUUGUUUAGAAUGUUAUGCUGUGAUUACCUUCCCAUGGGGGAGUUUGUGAUGCAUGCCAAACUACUACUUAUGUCGCA
Messenger RNA from Hibiscus syriacus, 529 nucleotides. Its product is annotated as protein BOLA2-like. The record is from RefSeq and is a predicted model, not a curated record. Gene Ontology annotation, cellular component: cytosol; nucleus. Gene Ontology annotation, biological process: intracellular iron ion homeostasis. The transcript is spliced from 3 exons. Gene Ontology annotation, molecular function: 2 iron, 2 sulfur cluster binding. NCBI's taxonomy places the organism in Eukaryota, Viridiplantae, Streptophyta, Magnoliopsida, Malvales, Malvaceae. The coding region runs from base 45 to 326 and encodes 93 amino acids.